AUGAAUAACACACAGCUCCUGUUGAGUGCUCUGCUGCUCCCCCUGCUGAUCAAUUGGUGGGAGCACUUUAAGGGGAGCAACAGGAGAGGUAGGUCACUGCAGGAGGGGGGUGACGCGAAGGUUGACGCGAGGGUUGACCCGAAGGACGACGCGAAGGACGACCCGAAGGAUGACACGCGCGGGGGGGAAAACACCAGCCAGUACUUCAAAUGCUUCGUAGACAAGGCGAAGGAGAACCUCGCCGCGAAGGAGGACGACAUGGCCAGGUGGGUCGACCCCCAAUACAAUUCUUGUUACUGCAGCGAAGAAAACACACAGCCAUGUUCCAUAGAGGACGUAAGCAACACUAAGUUUAUCAACCAAUUGAUGAGGACGGAAAUUUGUGAACUCAAUGACAGGGGAUAUAAAAACAACCUGUUCAUCGUGCUGGAUAAAUACUCCACAAUAAGGUGCUCCAAUAUGGAGAGUAAAACGGAGAAAAUUAAUCAAAUCGAGUUGUACAAUUAUUGCAAGAGUGGGUUGCCUGAAUGGGACAACAAAAGCUUUUACGAGUAUCUCAAUUGUGACAAAGUGAGGAGCAAAAAGGGGGAGAAGCGGAACGAGGGGGAGCAGCAGAACGGGGGGGUGAAGCGGAACGUGGGGGGGCAGCAGAACGAGGGGGCGCAGCAGAACGAGGGGGAGAAGCGGAACGGGGGGGCGCAGCAGAACGGGGGGGAGCAACAGAAGGGUGUGCGAUCAGAGCGAACGUGUGUUGAAUUAUGCAAAAACAUCAAAGCGCUAUGCAACUCGAAGAACUCCCAAUUUUACUCCUUCGAGAUGUGCAGCACGUACUACGAAAUAAAUCAUCUCGCUGCAGAUAUUUUUAGUAGAGUUUUUAAAAAAUUUGAAGAGAGCUGUUCCUACUUCGACCCCACCAAUAGGGGACUACUCCUGUGCAAACAUAAGCACAUACCAUGCGAAUUCAGCGAGUGGUCUGAUUGGAGCACCUGCUCUAAGUCUUGUAAGUAUGGUACUUACGACGCGGAAGCGAUUCGAAGCAGGAAAAGGCACCUAGUUAAGAAAGUCAAGUAUGCUGGGAAGGCAUGCAACAUAGUGGUAAAUGACAAGAACAAACUGUUAGAUGUCGAUUACUGUGAUGAAGUCCCCCUUUGUUCUUCUCCUCACCCGACUAGCGAUGCGUCUAGCAGUGCGUCUAGCAGUCCGUCUAGCAGUCCGUCUAGCAGUCCGCAUAGCAGUGCGCCUGACCAUAGCAACCCUGCCGCUCAAACUCCUACCUCGGAGAAGAUUUACAACCCACCUUUUGUGAUACCACUCAAAGAAAUAGAAAAGGCCAACAUGCUACACGAUUUGAACCAACCGGAUGGAGAUGUCAUAAAUGACACCUUUGUGCAUAACGACUCGGAUACUCUAACGCAUUGUAUCGUGACUGACAUGGAACAGUUCGAAAAUUCAAGAGAGUACAGCGAGAAAGUAAAAUCAUGUACCUGUCCUGCUUACCACUCCCCAUGCUACUUCAAAGAUGUAUAUAAAUCAGACUACUGGAAAGAGUCCUUCGAUCGGCUCUGUGCGGAUAAUCCCAAGCUUAACGCUUUCACUGCAGACUUCGUCAUGCUCAGUUGUGAUCACUCUGUGAGCAUUAAGAAGAAAGAAAUAUCAAUUAAUACAUACCUUGCCAUGACCUUUGAUUGUCGAUCUCCCACAUUUAGAUAUCUGUUCUGCUCCAAGUCUAAUGAAUCCUCUAGGAAAAAUAUUUUUUACAUUAUAUUUACUUGUGCCCUUGCAUUCAUUUCUGCUUUGUAUCUUCUACAUUUGGUUAUUAGCGAGCGUGACAAAUGGGCCUUCUUCAUCACCGGCAUCGUUCGCUCCAAACGCCCCUCCGACGAGGCCGGCCAGAAGGGCAGCCACAGCGGCAGCAUCAGCGGCAGCGACGGUGGCAGCAACAGUGGCAGGGACAAUCGCGGGGACAGUGGCAGCAACAGUGGGAGCGACGCCGGGGGGGGAACCCUACUAGGGCAGACACUCACGAAAGGUGCAACCCUCACGGGAGGUGAUACCCCCCUCGGCACAUCCCCCUACAGGCGACCUUAA
Messenger RNA from Plasmodium cynomolgi strain B, 2088 nucleotides. RefSeq lists its product as hypothetical. The coding region runs from base 1 to 2088 and encodes 695 amino acids. NCBI's taxonomy places the organism in Eukaryota, Apicomplexa, Aconoidasida, Haemosporida, Plasmodiidae. The transcript has 2 exons. The record is from RefSeq and is a predicted model, not a curated record.